AGCAGUGUAGUUCGCGAGAGUAGUAUCCUCGCCGUAGAAAAGGAUCAAGAAAGGAUUUUCCUCUCAACUCUCGAGUCGGUCGGAGGCGCUUUUCCUCCUUUUCCGUGCUGCUGUGCGAAGCGUAGGCGUUCGGGAAAGUGCGCGCGAGCCGUGUGGCCAAAAUCCAGGUGCAAAACGCGUGCGGUUCGUGUUGUCCUUGUCUUGCGCCCCAAGUUGAAUCUGGAAUUAACGAAGCGAUAACGAGCAGUUGAUAUCCUCCCGGAGGUCCGUGUCCUGUGCCACCUAGUGCUACCACCAGUUUCCUGCCACGAAAAUGAGUGCCAAAGUGUCGUGUUUCGUGCGCCUGCCGAGUAUGAUGUCACAGCAUGUCCGGUGCAGCUCCACCGUCGUCGUACCAGCGCUUAGUCACCGGAUACGAGGGGCCCGCUCCGUCUCCUUCUCCCCAAGAGGAAGAGGCCUUCUCGGAACAAGCAGCUUCUUCCCGAGAAGUGACUCCCUGGCGCGGGCCUACACUCAAGCAGCGUCGACUCUCACCCGGGAGCAACUGCACGAUCUGGUGUACAGGCUAAACGAAGAUGAAAGGGAAUUGCUUAUGAACACGCUGAAGCAGUUCGAGUCGAACAAAGUGAAGGCAAAGUUUGAAGGGCAGUUGGCAGCAACCGUUUGGCGAAGUAGAUUCGGUCGUCCGUCGAAACUAAAACCGGUCCUGGGAGAUGUAGAUCCUACCGGUUCCUACUGCGCGGUGCCGGAAGAUUGGCUGCAGAAAAAGUUCGCUGAAACCGUACCACCGCCAGUAACAUCGGACCUCAUGAAACUCGGUUUGGUGAACGCCCUUCCUUUUAUCGGAUUCGGAUUUCUCGAUAACUUCACCAUGAUUAUUGCGGGUGACUACAUCGAGCAUACGCUCGGAUUAUUUAUGUGCAUAUCGACCAUGGCGGCGGCCGCACUGGGAAAUACCAUCAGCGAUGUUAUCGGCAUCGGUUCGGCGUUUUACGUGGAAAAGAUAGCGGAGAUGAGCGGCGUGAAACCACCGAAAAUGUCCCCGAUUCAACUGGAGAUGAAGUGUAGCCGGAGAGCGGCCAAUUUGGGGCGGGUGCUCGGUAUUACGAUCGGAUGCCUAUUGGGAAUGUGUCCUUUAUUAUUCAUGAACGAGGAUAAGGAAAAGGACAAGGACAAAGCGGCGAAGGCAAAGCAACCUAAGCAGCAGCAGCAGCAGCAGCAGCAGAACGACGCGACGACGCUGGUGGCUGUGGCAGACAAAUAGGCUCCUUGCUGGCGGAGCGAGAACAAAAGAGAAGAGUAGUAGUAGGAGCGGCAUCUUGAGCGCAUCCCUAUUGUGCCCACGGAAAUACCCUGUGGGUGGUUGUGGACUUUUGCCUCGUUAUUGUUGUUGGUUUUUUUUUAUUCAUUUUUGGUUUAGGUCAAUUUAGGAAUGCUCACGGUAGUGUCUGGCACGUACCAAGCGUGUCCCUACUGCUACUUGUUGCCGAGCGUAACGAAGUAACGAGAAUCGAAAACAAAAAAAGGAAAUUAAGCAGUGCUGCUCUCGCAACGAAAGGUUGGUUAGCAUUUUGUGUUGAUUGAGUAUGCGGUGAACGUACGGAUGGCGCACCCACCUGCGACUUACGGAACUGCCAGCAGAGAGAACUGCGAUUGUUCGAUCAAUUUCGUUCGAUUAUGUAAAUAUUAUCUGUCUCGAGUUACGGCCAUCUUCACCGCUCGACUUCACCAGCGUAUUAGCAACGAACGACCGCGAAAGAGCAAACGACGGAACGGCGGAACGUCGUGACGAGUUACGAGAUGCUUUUAAAAGGAUUUGUGCUUGCUUACACGGGGUGCCCUUGCCCUUAUCUCAUUGCUUCAAGUCAAAUCUGUCGAACGAGAGACCCAUACCAGGAGAGGAUCAGUUGUGGAAUUUACGCCAAUUAUUAGGCACUGUUAGAUAUUUAUUAGAAUUUUGCCUUCGCAUUCAGUUAUGCGCCGUUGUAAUUGAUUCUGUGUGUUUCACUUCUGCACAGGAGUUACGCGGUGGACGCCGCUGCGUCUCUUUUAAGCAAAUGCUAAGAAUUUAUUAUUGCAACUAAUUGUGCCCGAUUGCGUGUUCCAUUGUUACUACCAUUAACUCUUAGGAUCUUUACCUCUACAUCUUAGAAAGACUAGUAAAACUAGUCGGUUAAUCGAAUCUAUUCGUUUAUUUUUUAUCCAAGCCAAUUCUCUAGAUAAUUUACAAAAAGCAUUCCUGAAUGGGACGGUUUAUGUAAAAUAUGCUUUUUAAACGACAAAAAACAUAGUUUUGCUCUUACUGUUCGCUGCAGAAUAUGUUGUGUUAAGGAUUCUCAAUGCUCGAAGAGUGCUUAGCUACGAAAUACAUAAGAUGACAAUUUCUUGUUCAAAAUGAGGCAGUUAACCGCUAGCCAGAGUAAAAGGGAAGCGAUCGGGUCCAUAGAAGGGUAGAAACAUGCAGGAAUACUUAAGUCGAUUAGGGUAUAUAGACUAUCAUUGGAAUAGCUUUCUGGAAAUCAGAGACCAAUUAUUCGAUAGACAUUACAGAAGAAUUACAAACAAAAAACAAAAAAACUACCAAUAUUGUGAACGUUAAAGUAAUCUAAGAACGCUCCAAGCGCUCCAAAUGAGCAGCCAUGUAGACAACAUCUCCGCACGGAGACACACCAUUUUCCAUAAAGUCAUUAAAGUAAUGAUCGGUUGUGCGUAGACAUGGCCGGAGAGAGAAAUAGAGAGAGAGAGAGAGAGAGUAGUGGGUACACAACUCCGCAGCGUUGGAUUCGGCAUUUUCUUCGACCCUCGCAAGCCAAGAAGAAGGGUCAUGGUGGCUCCAAGGGAAUGUAGCCCCAAAAAUGCUUUAGAAGAAGUAGCUCCCAUUGUCUUUCUUAUGGAAACAAAAUUCUUCCACGGUCUAAGCCCCGCUCCCCGCCCUAUUAGCUAGUGUCGUUUAUCCGAGUGGGCAGGUGCUGAACCCUCCAUUUUUAAGCACAAUAAUAUUCUAAACUGAUAUUUCUGAACACCCUAUUACCUAUAUACCCACCCCUGGCCUUACCAUCGCACUAGUAUGGAAUGUGUAUUCGCGGAUUGUUAAACGUAAACCGAAGUAAUGCAAACAUUACACUACUAUAUCCAGACCGCCUGUGCACAUACACAGUGCACUCUUCACUAUUUUUCUAAACUACAUCACACCAAAACGUGUAGCGUUCGAUUCGUGUAUCGUUGUGAAAUAAUAAUACAUCGGAUAAUCUAACAUAGUCAAUUUAGUAGAAGAGCAAAAUCAACGAAUCAACAAUUCCCUGUCCACAAGCUGUCCUAAAUCGUCUUUCAACCUGCGCACGCAGACGGCCGAAUGUCCAUCACCUACUAACGGAAUAAAAUUAAAACAAAAACGAUCGAAAUAAACACAUAUGCUCUACAUAUGAUGGCAAGACGUAGAAGACUACUAGACAAUGGCAAACUAACGAUUACAGUUAAUCAAUCGUUCAACACACAACAAUAACAGGCAACCACGUUUCAAUUCAGAUUCAGUGAACUACACGGUAGAAUAGUCUGUGGUAAAAUCAAAUGUAGUUGAAAUAAUGUAGAGCCCAAGCAAAGUUCGCUUACUCCAUAGUACUACUGAAGAAGCACAACAACAAAAGAGAAUGCUCAAAUAGUAAAAAUAGAUAAAUACACUGAUUGCAAUAGCGCGACAGGAGAUCCCGUCACAACAUGUGUGUGUGUGUGUGUUCAUGGGAGUAGUACUGAACGCGAUCUUCGCUUCGUUGGAUGCGGUUUUAUUUGUUUGCCACGGAAAGUAGCUUCAGUGGCUUAUUAGCAUCAUUAUCAGAACCAUGGAACCCCACCGUUCCGCAGCAAUGCCCAGCAAUACUGACAAAUAGAUUUAACUCAAAUACAACACAAUUUCAAUAUCUUACCCCACCCGGUGUUUGG
Anopheles darlingi is the source of this 3936-nucleotide messenger RNA. RefSeq names its product transmembrane protein 65. The transcript has 6 exons. NCBI's taxonomy places the organism in Eukaryota, Metazoa, Arthropoda, Insecta, Diptera, Culicidae. Gene Ontology annotation, cellular component: mitochondrion. The record is from RefSeq and is a predicted model, not a curated record. The coding region runs from base 314 to 1264 and encodes 316 amino acids.